Messenger RNA from Culex quinquefasciatus (southern house mosquito), 888 nucleotides. RefSeq lists its product as uncharacterized. Gene Ontology annotation, molecular function: nucleic acid binding. The transcript has a single exon. The record is from RefSeq and is a predicted model, not a curated record. Gene Ontology annotation, biological process: DNA integration. The coding region runs from base 1 to 888 and encodes 295 amino acids. NCBI's taxonomy places the organism in Eukaryota, Metazoa, Arthropoda, Insecta, Diptera, Culicidae.
AUGCUUCGCAGCGUUUUUGCUCGUCUGGGUAUGCCAGAACUGCUGGUCAGCGAUAACGGGACACAGUUUACGAGCGCUGAGUUCCUGGAGUUCUGUACAACUAACGGCAUCCAGCACCUUACGACGGCCCCGUUUCAUCCGCAGUCCAAUGGCCAAGCGGAGCGGUUUGUGGAUACGUUUAAACGAGCAGUGAAGAAGAUUCAGGCGGGGAGGAGCUCAAUCGACGAAGCGCUGGACGUCUUCCUGAUGACGUAUCGAACUACACCGAAUCGUCAGGUCGAAGGCGGCGUGUCACCAUCUGAAGCCAUGUUUGGACGCCGCAUCCGGACGAAUCUGGAACUGCUCUUGCCACCACAACCAAAACCACCAAGCGAGUCAACGGAGUUAAAAGGUGGUUCCCGGAAGCGACGGUUUGAACCACACGUUCUGGUUUACGCGAAGCUGUACAGCGGAAACAAGUGGCACUGGGCGCCUGGCGUUGUUUGCGACCGGGUUGGCCAGGUGAUGUAUACCGUUUGGGUUGAGGACCGCCGUAUGCUCCGAUCGCACGCAAAUCAGCUUCUCAGUCGUGCAGAUUGGGAUCCGAGGACAGAUGGAGCAGAGAAGCCGAUGUUGCCCCUCGACAUCCUGCUGGAUUCCUGGAAUCUGUCGAAACCAACACCGGCUGCGGAUCCAACAACACCGACGGUCUUGGACGCGUCACUACAGUCAGCAAGUCCGGAUCAACGCUCGUCACAUGGUGUCCCAGAAUGCUCGCCAUCCAUACCAAGAUCACCCGAGCAGGUUGUACCACCUGAAAGCGAGCCUGCGUCGCUGGUACCGGGGCUUCGUCGUUCUACACGAGUUCGAAAGAAGCCUCAGCGGUUCAACUCGUACCAGCUCAAUUGA